AACAGAAUCCCAUACAGACAGACAUCUGUGGAAGAGGACAGUUAGGAAACCCUGGAUAACACAGCUUCAGGAAAAUGAUGAUGUCUGAGGUCCUGCAGGUCCUCCGUGGGGCAGGUAAAGUGGGUUCUGCCAUGGUCACCACUCAGGGAGAACAGCUGCGGUUAAUGGCCUGCAACUCCUCACUGGGAGCAGGGGCUAAAGUUGCUCAGGAUGUAGUGGAAGGACUGGUGGGCACCUUCAUGGGCGGCAGCAAUACGCAACAGUCAGUUACGGAGGAUGUGUUUCCGGAUGCGGAGGGCUGGGACAAUAUGGAUCCUGAUGAAGCAGCCAAAUGGGCCAUGGGUGCAGAUUUCCAUGCUGAUGCAGCAGACCAAACCCAAACAGAAGCUGGAGCUGCAGGAGUGCACUCUUCCUCAGGGGCAGCUCCAGCAGGGGCGGGAUGGCCAGGGCAGAGCGCUCGCUUCCUCCACACGACCCCCGCCCUCCACCGGUACUACUACUACCAAACUAGAUCCGUCCAUGACACAGUGGUGGCCAGACUCACACCAGAAGACAUCAAGAAGGCCAGGGAGGCUAAGCAGGCCCUGGCCAAACCUGUCAAACAGAAGCUGAGCGACCGUGCAAGAGAGAGGAAGGUGCCUGCCACGAGAAUCAGCAGGCUGGUUAAUUUUGGUGGACUGGCAGUAGGGCUGGGGAUCGGCGCCAUCGCGGAGGUGGCGAAACAGUCGCUGGGAGGCAAACAAAAAGGAGACGCCCUGCUAGACUCUCCACUCCUGUCAGAGGCCAAUGCCGAGAGAAUAGUCAACACAUUGUGUAAAGUCCGCGGGGCUGCACUCAAGAUAGGACAGAUGCUCAGCAUACAAGACAACACCUUCAUCAACCCCCAGCUGCAGAAGAUCUUCGAGAGGGUCCGACAGAGCGCAGACUUCAUGCCUACCUGGCAGAUGAAUAAAGUGUUAGAGCAGGAGCUGGGGCCAGGCUGGAGAGAGAAGCUAUCGUCCUUUGAAGACAGGCCGUUUGCGGCAGCUUCCAUCGGCCAGGUGCAUCACGGGGUUUUAAAAGACGGUAGAGAAAUCGCCAUGAAGAUCCAGUACCCCGGAGUGGCAGAGAGCAUCAAAAGUGACAUUAACAACCUGAUGUCAGUACUGAAAAUGAGUGUGGUUAUGCCAGAAGGUCUGUUUGCAGACAGCAGCCUAGAGGUUCUUCAGAGAGAGCUGGCCUGGGAGUGCGACUAUGUAAGGGAAGCCGAGUGCGCCAAGAAGUUCAGGUCACUACUGGAGGGAGAGGAACGUUUCCAAGUCCCCAACGUGAUCGAUGAGCUGUCAGGGCGCAAAGUGCUGGCCAUGGAGCUGGUACAAGGAGUCCCUCUGGACCGCUGCGUAGACCUGGACCAGGAGACUAGGAACCAGAUCAGUUUCAACAUCCUCGAGUUGUGUCUCAGAGAGCUGUUUGAGUUCAGGUUUAUGCAGACGGAUCCAAACUGGGCCAACUUUUUCUACAACGCAGACACAAACAAGGUGAUUCUGUUGGAUUUCGGAGCGUGCAGAGGCUACCCAGAAUCCUUCACAGAUGACUACAUAGAGGUGGUGCACGCAGCUUCCGUGGGUGAUCGAGCCACGGUUCUUUCCAAAUCAAAAGACCUGAAGUUUCUGACAGGCUUCGAGGCCAAGGCCUUCGAGGAUGCUCACGUGGAGGCGGUCAUGAUUCUCGGCGAAGCCUUCGCUUCCUCCGAGCCCUUCGACUUCGGCACCCAGAGCACCACCCAGCGCAUCCAGAGCCUCAUCCCCGUCAUGCUGCGCCACCGCCUCGCCCCACCGCCCGAGGAGUCGUACUCCCUCCACCGCAAGAUGGCCGGCUCCUUCCUCAUCUGCUCCAAACUAAAGGCGCGCAUAUCGUGCAAGGACAUGUUCUUAAAUGUGUACAAUGCCUACAACCAAAGGAGGCAGGCAGCGCAGGCCAGCGUUUAGACGCUCAGGGAGAACACUUGACCAGAAUCACCUCGAACUCUACAUGGAGACAUAACUGACUCCACCAGAGUGCUCUAAUGAUGACUAUGAGUGUGCUUGACUUUAUCUGCUUGUGUCUUUUCAGUGCUGCAGAUCGCUGACAUCAGUCUGAGGGUGUAAUUACACGUCACUCACUGACUCAUCAAGGCUGGAUUAUGCUGUCUCACGUACAGACAGACAUACUGUAUAUAGUUAAUAACUAUAAUGACUUAGAAUGGAAUUGCUAUGAAAAUAAUGGUGAUAAUUCCGUCAUAAUGAAUGACUAUAUAAGGGAUUCAGUGUGUACCUUAAUUGAAAAAUUUAUAUCAUUGUGAGGGUUGGUUUGUUUUUCUCAUCAUAUUAACUGUUAUACAUGUCAACAAACACUCUACAUACAAAGGCUGCUGUAAAUUUCAAGCCAGCUUCAUCUGCAAGUUUCUGAAGGCAGGAUAUAUAUUUCCCAUGUGCUUCCAUGGCUAAAAUUAACUCACGCUGGCUCUUACUCACUCUGACAGCAAGGUCCAACAUAUUUCUAAAGAGAAUGGGUAUGUUCUGUCUUAAGGGCAGAUAAUAAGCCCUGUAAUGCCUAGCCAAUGCUGCCAAGCACUCUAUUUUGCUAGAAGAACUGAGUGUGCUCGCCUUACGAGUUGGCGAAUAAAGCUUUCCCCUAAAAUGUAACGACUGGCAGAGUAGAUGAGCAGAUUAUCAGGGGAAUUAGCGAGGACGAGCUAAUGGAGCCUCAGUAAAUAAUGGCCUUGCGUUAUAAAAUAUACUGUAUUUGACACAAAACUCCAUAGUGUGUCAGUUUUGUUACAGCAGAGAAUUUUGUACAUUGGAACACUUAUGCUCUCUAACCUACAAUACAGUGUGCUAUGUUUUGCUUUUUUUUAAUGAAAUAUGAAAUAAAA
This is a messenger RNA of Scomber scombrus (Atlantic mackerel), 2893 nucleotides long. It is a transcript of the gene coq8b, whose product is annotated as coenzyme Q8B. Gene Ontology annotation, cellular component: extrinsic component of mitochondrial inner membrane. Gene Ontology annotation, molecular function: kinase activity. NCBI's taxonomy places the organism in Eukaryota, Metazoa, Chordata, Actinopteri, Scombriformes, Scombridae. The record is from RefSeq and is a predicted model, not a curated record. Gene Ontology annotation, biological process: ubiquinone biosynthetic process. Bases 75 to 1967 code for a protein of 630 amino acids. The transcript is spliced from 16 exons.